Molecule: messenger RNA, 546 nt
Organism: Penicillium mononematosum
Lineage: Eukaryota; Fungi; Ascomycota; Eurotiomycetes; Eurotiales; Aspergillaceae
Product: GFA family protein
Exons: 2
Coding region: 1-546 (181 amino acids)
Molecular function (GO): carbon-sulfur lyase activity
Source: RefSeq, a predicted model, not a curated record
AUGGCAGCUGCAGCUGAUAAAGUAAAACCCUACAUACCUCUUGCCGGGUGCGCCGAUGAUGGCUGGACAAAAGAAGACCAGGCAACAGCCACAUGUUACUGUGGCGGGGUGCAGUUGGCAUUUCCAACACAAGGCCCAGGCCUAGUCGACACGUUCGUUUGUCAUUGUACAGACUGCCGCAAAAUCACCGCGUCUAUGUUCGCCACCAAUUUCAUUAUCGCAGACACGUACCUCCAACACAUACGAGGCAAAGAAACCCUUACAACGUUCAAACAGUCGAAAACUAUUGCCUCCGGCAAGGCUAUGACGAACUGCUUCUGUUCUACGUGUGGCUCGCUCAUGUACCGCAUCAGUGAAGCUUUCCCGGGACACAGUAUCCUGCGUACCGGUACAGUAGAUGAUUUCAAUCUGCAUGAAACUAAAUUGAGGCCUAGAAUUGAGAUGUACACCAAGGACCGUGUGGGAUGGCUGUGUGGUGCGAGUGGCGUCAAGCAGGUGGAGGGAUCGAUGUCUACUCCAAAGACCACUGGUCCUCCAAGACUUUAG